This is a messenger RNA of Diachasmimorpha longicaudata, 958 nucleotides long. RefSeq names its product RPA-interacting protein-like. The record is from RefSeq and is a predicted model, not a curated record. The transcript has 3 exons. Gene Ontology annotation, biological process: protein import into nucleus. NCBI's taxonomy places the organism in Eukaryota, Metazoa, Arthropoda, Insecta, Hymenoptera, Braconidae. The coding region runs from base 12 to 713 and encodes 233 amino acids. Gene Ontology annotation, cellular component: nucleus.
AUAAUCGUGAAAUGAAUAAAUUCGAGAAUAUGGCAGAUGUCACGGGACGUUCAAAUUUCCUCCUCAAAAUGAAAACGAAAGAGACUGUCAACAAGAUCAGGUCUGGGAGUCCAAAGUUCCAAGAGGUGUUGAGACAGAGAUGUCGUGACAGAAUGAGACAGAAACGUCGUGAGAUUUUCAACACAAAAAGAACUGGUUUACCUCUUGGCGAUGCUGAGGGGAUCCAGGAUAGUUUGACAGAGAUUGUUCGCCAAGAGUUCAGUGAUUUGACGACAAUGAGCGUCGAUCAAGACCCCAGGGUUGCCAAUGUCUUCAGCGAACCCCUUAGUGAGGAAGAGAUAUUUCAACUUGAGGCAGAAAUUUUGGCUGACGAAGAGCAGUGGAUUUUGAAAGAAUACGAAAAAUUCCUCGAGGAUGACGAAAACUUAUUGAAUAUAUACGUGGAGGAGAGUCUCAAGGACAUUGUUGUCUGUCCAAUGUGUGAGAAAUCAGGACUGAACGAAACCCCUGGGGGGCUGAUCUGUCCAGCUUGCAACAUGUGCCUUCCACCGAAGUGCAGCCUGUCCCAACUAGCUAGUGUCAUUCAGGGCCAGCUUGAUGCCCACUCCGCAGUCUGUUUCGGUCGGACUUCGUUCAUGACUCUUCCAGAGAACCAUACUCUCUCGCUGUACCUUACCUGUGAGGUCUGCCAGUGCUUCUCUCUCAUUUUAUAACAAUAAAAAACGACUAAUGAUGAAUUUUGUAUACUUUGGUUAUUUUUAAAAAUCAUGACAAACAUUUCUGUUGAUCAGUUGUAUGAAAAAAGUAUUCGGAAUGGUGUCUCUUAAUGUGGAGUGACACCACUAUGUGAUUUAUAGACAAAGAGUGAGUGUUCAACCUUUUAGUUUAGAUUAGAUUAAGUUUAUUAACAUGUACCACUCGACUUUGCAAAUUUCAAUAAAUGAUUUCUAUUUCUUUA